Messenger RNA from Raphanus sativus (radish), 1890 nucleotides. RefSeq lists its product as uncharacterized. The record is from RefSeq and is a predicted model, not a curated record. The transcript has 7 exons. NCBI's taxonomy places the organism in Eukaryota, Viridiplantae, Streptophyta, Magnoliopsida, Brassicales, Brassicaceae. Bases 1 to 1890 code for a protein of 629 amino acids.
AUGAGUCAAAAGGAAGGUUCCGGCGAGGUUCAAAUCUCUGCUUCCGGUGUUCAUAUUAUGAAGGUUAGGCAGGAAGCCGGCAAAAAGAUGAAGGACGCCAAGAAGAAGAAAGCUAAGGACUCAAUCGGAGCGAGAGUCAAGAGGAUGAAGAAGAAAGGUGGCAAGAGCGCCUCCUCUGGACCUCACUUUCCCUCGCUCUUGAAGAGUCAAGACGUCGUCAAGCUCACGUAUAUCUCUAAGUGUCAUCUUAGGUUCCCUCUCCCCACCCUCUUGCUAGAUCUCCUAGAUCAUUAUCAACUGGCCCUUUCCCAACUUUGUCCCUCGGUCAUCCGAGUGAUAAAUGGAUUCAUCACUAGGGCUAAGGAAGAAGGAGUCAUCGUGGGGCUGACCGAGCUAAUGAGUCUCUUCCUGAUAAAGGAGAGCACUAACAAGGAUGGCGGAAGCGAGAUUGAGGACCCUGUCAAGUUAUCCGGUAAACUUACCAGAGCUCUCUACAGGAAGCUGCAGCACAGCCCUAAUACUUGGGGAGAUUAUACUACUUCGAGAGUUGGAUCAGCUAGGUUCCCUGAACGAUACCAGGCUUCCUUUCCUGAUUCACUCACAGUUGCUGGUCUAGACGGUUCUCCUUAUGGUUCAGUUCCUGAAGGUGAAUCGAUAUUCUCAGUCUCGUCAGGAGCUAGUACCUCAGAAAGGACUCAGUCGCACAAGAUGCCUAUCCAGCCCUCGUUCCGUUCCAGGGGUAGAUCGACUAAACCUGCCAGAUCCUCUCGAGGAAGCGACAAGAAUCAAGGAGGGUCCUUCCUCAGCACGGUGAAAGAUGUCCUUGAUGAUGGAGGCUCUGCUCCUGCCAAAGAUACCAGUCGCUCCGAGCCCAAGGUUCAAGAAGUUGUCCCUCACCCUGAGGUCCCGGAGGUGGAAGCUGAUCCUCAAAUAGUGAAGGAUACUCACGAGUUCGAGCCUCCGAGGAGGAAGAGGUCCAGGACCGACCAGGUUGACAGACCUUCCAGGUCCUCUUCCUCUUCCUCUAGAGGAGGGACCGUCGGCUGGAACUUUACUCACUCGAAUCCAGGAUCAGUAUUGGAUGACUCAUGGGGUUUGGCUACACUGAUGAGGCACAUGAAGAGAACCGGGUGUGCUCUCCCCUCGAUCACCAACCUCUCAAACAAAGAGGAGUACGUUGAUAUUGCCCAUUGCAUGGGUCAGCUGGCUGGAGCUAUCAACAGGGCUCAGUUCAAGUUUGAGGAAACUGUGCACAAUGCCCCCAACGCUGGUGAGCUAGCUCAGGUUACUGAGCUAGUCAGAGCUACUAAGAUGGAACUUGAUCAAGCUCGGGUUCAGGUCUCUGAACUUCAAGCCGAGGUCAGGAGACUUGGCUCCAAGGCUGACAUCCAGCAAGGGACGAUCGAGAGUCAAGCGAUUGACAUCCAGGUGAAGAGCAGGAAGAUUGGGGAGUUGGAUGCUGCUCGGAAGAUAGCCGAGUACCAGGUCAAAGAGCUGAUUGCUUCAUCUCAAGACAACCAGAAGAACAAGGAAGCUGAGAAGAAGUUCUCCAAGAAGAAGGAUGAGGUCGAUCUUCUGGUUUAUGCUCAAGAGCUUCAAGCUAAUACUGAGCUCCUGAAGGACAUGCUGGAUAACGAGAUCAAGAGUGCUGAAGACGAGUACACUCGCUUGGUGGCUAUGAUGCCGGAGGCAGUUGCUGCGUACGAAAAGGCUCAAGUCUCGGACUUCUCGAUCAGCAAGCUCCCUCGUCCUCAACUCUCUGAGAGUUCAGCCCCAGUCGAAGCCACCCCGGGAGGCGAUGAUAAGGAAAUGGAGGAAGAAGUUCCUGACAAGGAAGAUGAUCCAGUUGACAAGAGAGCUGAGAAGAGCUCAGGUGAUAAGGAGGUUUAA